This is a messenger RNA of Micropterus dolomieu (smallmouth bass), 3449 nucleotides long. It is a transcript of the gene slc2a6, whose product is annotated as solute carrier family 2 member 6. Lineage: Eukaryota; Metazoa; Chordata; Actinopteri; Centrarchiformes; Centrarchidae. Bases 192 to 1691 code for a protein of 499 amino acids. Gene Ontology annotation, biological process: transmembrane transport. The transcript is spliced from 8 exons. Gene Ontology annotation, cellular component: membrane. The record is from RefSeq and is a predicted model, not a curated record. Gene Ontology annotation, molecular function: transmembrane transporter activity.
UCGAACAGGAUAGGUGACUGGUUUAAUUUUUCUUCCAAGCCUGUAGAGAAGGAUUACCAUCUGUUGGAAGCUGCAUUGGAACAGGACAGACUGGCAGUGUUUUCAUUUCAUUUCCUCCCUUUUUGAGGACAACAAACAUUACAGAUACACAAACUGAUUAUAUAUAUUGGACACCUUUGAGAAAGGCAGACAUGGAUGAAGAGACUCCACUGCUGAACAGAAGACCAAUAUCAUCUGCAUCCAAGAUCAAUAACGCCAAACUGUACUUGGCCGUAUUCUCUGCCGUCCUGGGGAACUUCAAUUUCGGUUACUCCCUGGUCUACUCUUCCCCGGUCCUGCCAAAGUUGAAGGACCCCAAUGUCGACCCUCGGCUCAGGAUGGACACGGAGCAGGCUGCCUGGUUCGGCUCAAUCUACACACUGGGUGCAGCAGCAGGAGGGCUGGGGGCCAUGCUGCUCAAUGACAUGAUUGGACGCAAGCUGACCAUCAUGACCUCAGCAGUGCCGUCGACUAUUGGAUACAUGCUGAUGGGAGGGGCUGUGGACUUGUGGAUGCUCCAUGUGGGUCGUUUCCUCACAGGCAUAGCCGGGGGUAUGACAGCAGCAUCCAUCCCUGUUUACAUCUCAGAGAUUUCCCACAAAGCAGUAAGAGGAGCUCUGGGCUCCUGCCCUCAGAUCACUGCUGUGUUUGGGUCCCUGGCACUCUACGCCCUGGGUCUGGUGGUACCGUGGCGGUGGCUGGCAGUGGCGGGGGAGCUGCCAGCAUUGCUGAUGGUUGUGCUGCUGGCGUUCAUGCCCAGCUCCCCCAGGAGGCUCCUCUCUCUGGGUAGAGAGCAGCAGGCUGAGAAGGCCCUCCGCUGGCUGAGGGGGAAACACUACGACACACACAUCGAGAUCAGUGCCAUAAAGCACAGCAUUAACACACAGGGUAGAGUCACAUGGUCGCAGCUGGCAACACCCAUCUACUACAGGCCAAUCCUCAUCUCAGUGGUAAUGCGUUUCCUGCAGCAGAUGACGGGCAUCACGCCCAUCCUGGUCUACCUGGAGCCCAUCUUUUCCCAAAGCAAAGUCUCCCUGGAGCCCAAGUAUGAUGCUGCCCUUGUGGGUGUGGUCCGCCUCUUUUCUGUUGCCACGGCAGCCACUUUGAUGGACAAGGUGGGACGCAAAGCCCUGCUGUACACGUCGAGCAUGCUGAUGUUCCUGUCCACUCUGACUCUGACCAUGAUCUCCCACACCACAGCUUGCCCUCCAGGCCCCGGCCCUCUGAAUCUCACUGCGAGUGUGGACUACAGCUCCCCUAAUGUAAUUGGAAACACUGCAGCAGGCCUCAUUCCUCUCAUCAGCACCAUGGUGUUUAUAUUUGGAUACGCCAUGGGAUGGGGCCCAAUUACGUGGUUGCUGAUGUCAGAGGUGUUGCCGCUGGUUGCCCGGGGCGUGGCUUCAGGUCUGUGUGUGACUGUGAGCUGGGUGACGGCCUUUUUGCUUACACACGCCUUCACACACCUGGUGGACAGUUAUGGCCUGUAUGUGCCCUACCUGUGUUUCACUGUGGUGUGUGUGUUCUGUCUGCUGUUCAAUGCUGUGUGCAUCCCAGAGACUCGCGGCCGCUCGCUGGAGGAAAUUGAGAACUAUUUCAGGACAGGACGUACGUUCACCAUCGUCCGGAGUCACUCAACUACACAGUCGAGCUGAAGCCCAAAGAACAGUUACCAUUAGUGCAAGAAGCAGGUCUCUAUUAAAAAUCAUGUUGCAAUAAUAACAUUUCUAUGUGUGUGUAUAAAUGUAAAUGUUUCGUUGACUCCAACUUAUUUAACACAAUGCAUUGAGCCAACAGUCGGCCCAGUAACAUUUGUUGCUUAACAAGUAGGCUAGCUGUUUUUCUUUAGUAGCCUAUACUAUGUUUCAAACUAUGCAGUAUUUCUACCAUAGUUAUACAAAGUUUACACCCAGUUUGGGUUUUUGUUGUUGGAGCUGAUUGGUGUUAUGAAGGUCUAAUUAUUAAACAAAUAAUCAACAGCUGAAUUAUUUCUUUUAAUCAUGCUGUAUUAUGUCACAUAGAUUGGCAAAAAACAUCAGCUGCAACAUAAUAUAUUUACAAUUUAUAUAUAUAUGUAUAAAGGUAAAAAAAACUUUUUAUGAAGCCGGGGGAGGGGAGCACUAUUCAGAGAACAAAGUUUGUAAGAUUAAAGUUAUACAAGGAUGUUCUCUGAGAUUAAAGUAGUAAAUUUACAUGAAAAGAACUUGAAUGUUCUCUGAGAUUUAAUUUAUAAAUUUGCGAGAAAGAACUUUUUUGUGUUAUUAAUGGCUCUGUACUCUUAUUUUAAAAGCAGGAUAUAACAACAUUAAGAGAUACUUCCUUCUGUUCAAAGACCAAAAACAUAAAUUAAUUAGGGCAUUUGCCGAUAUCUAUAAAUAACUAAAUAUAAUAACUAAGAUGUGACACAUGUUUUCAAGUCCCUCAUUUCUACCUAACUGUCUGAAAGCUCCACCUCUUCUCUUAAAUCUGCUCUGACUCUUGUAUUAUUAAUGAGAGUUUUUUGAUGGUCCUAGUAGAUUGUUGUACCGUAUCCUUAAAAAUUUUAUUAACCAUGUGAACAAACUGGUUGGCAGCUGUUUGGGGAAAAACUGGUUCAUCAUCUUCUCUGGGCCUAAAAAACAUAACAGGAAGUGAUAUUGCCGGGACACAGUGGUGGCUCAGCAUGCCAGGUCACAUGCCACAGUGUGCGCUCAGUGUCGUAGGUUUGAGUUGCAGAUAGCAACCUCCCCAUGCUUCCCAGUUCCUUAAUAACAGCAUUGGACAUGUUGUUAACUCACAGCAGUUAAUGGAUGGACUAUGGACAUGAAAAUAUGAAAUUGAUAUGAAAAUUAAUUAUGAAAAAUAUGAAAGUCACAGUUUUGAACUGUACAGUUUCUAUACACAUAUGCAAAUGCACAAUAUACCACUUACAACGGUUGAGAUGAGUGUUUGCUAAACAAAUGUGUAACACAGUAUAUGUAGGUAUUUGUGUAUGGUUAAAAAAUGUCUGUUCAAAACUCUUAAGUUUUGUGAGAAAAUGUCCAGAUGUUUUUACUUAAUCAUUUUAUAUGUAAGUGCAAAGGGAUCCAUUAAACUGAAACAUGGUCUUGCUGUCACGCUAAAAUCUCUUUACCAAGGUAGAACAAAACUAAAUAAUCUUAACAAAUAAUGAAUUCUCUUGAUUUUCUAGUAGAGAAUGUAGAUUACUCUAGAUAGCAGAAAAUAAUAGACAGUUACAAGUUCUGGUGGAUAAUAUAAAUAUACACCUUCAGACAUUUUACACCUCUCUGACACAACCUCAUAACAGUAGGAUUGCAAAAUAUGUGAGUCAGAUGAUCCCGUUAUUUUGUCUACCCACUGUUUUAGUAGAUAUUGCUUUAGAGUGAAUCUGUAAUGCUGAGUAAAUUACGUGCAUAUAAACAGUUUUAUGCAAA